UUCCCACAGACUUCCACUCAUCGCGCGAAGUGCUAGAAACGGGGGGGUGAAAAAACCAUCCCGUGUUGUGUUUAGUUUUUUUGUUUUGUUUUUCUUUUCUUUAUUUUCGUAAAUGUUCCGUAACUAACGACAAUCGUAUUUAUUAUAGCUUAAUACACUUGGGCAUAAGGAAACGUUCUUUAAAACCGUUACUGGCGAAGGCAACAUAGAAAAUUGUCUCUGUAACUAGAGCAGCUACUCAGACUUGUUACCCUGGAAAACAUCGACGUAGGUGGACCAGGCAGGAGUUAGUGUUAAACUGAUAUAACGUUAGGCUUGCAUAUACACGAUGUAUUUGUGUUGAGAAAAAAUACUGAAAGCGCGACCUUUCGUGAGAGCUGUCGUUGUCGCUUUGGUGUAGGCUUUAAUCUGUUGUAAAGAUGGGAUCCAUUCUCAGUCGAAGAAUUGCUGGCGUUGAGGACAUCGAUAUCCAAGCAAAUUCAGCCUACAGAUACCCUCCAAAAUCUGGAAACUAUUUUGCUAGUCACUUUUUUAUGGGUGGGGAGAAGUUCGACACCCCUCAUCCUGAGGGAUACCUGUUUGGGGAAAACAUGGACCUGAACUUCCUUGGCAACAGACCUGUGCAGUUUCCUUAUGUGACCCCAGCUCCACACGAAGCUGUGAAGACAUUGAGAAGCCUGGUGAACAUCAGGAAGGACUCUCUACGACUCGUCAGGUAUAAGGAUGAUUCGGACAGUCCUACGGAGGACGGGGGGAGGCCCCGAGUGGUAUAUAGCGUGGAGUUUACCUUUGAUGCGGAUGCUCGGGUGGCCAUCACCCUGUACUGCCAGGCCUUUGAGGAAUUCACCAACGGCAUGGCCAUUUAUUCUCCCAAGAAUCCCAUGAUGGUGUCAGAAACAGUACACUACAAACGAGGAGUGAGCCAGCAGUUCUCCCUCCCGUCCUUCAAAAUCGAUUUCACCGAGUGGAAAGAGGAAGAGCUCAGCUUUGAUUUGGACAGAGGAGUCUUUCCAAUGGUGAUUCAGGCCGUGGUGGAUGAAGGCGACGAAGUUUCUGGACAUGCACAUGUGCUGCUGGCUGCCUUUGAAAGACAUGUAGACGGCAGUUUCUCUGUGAAGCCACUGAAGCAAAAGCAGAUCGUGGAUCGAGUCAGCUACCUGUUACAGGAGAUCUAUGGGAUUGAGAACAAGAACAACCAAGAGACCAAGCCCACAGAUGAUGAGAACAGCGACAAUAGCAACGAGUGCGUUGUCUGCCUGUCUGACCUGCGCGACACACUCAUCCUGCCCUGCAGGCACCUGUGUCUGUGCAACUCCUGUGCAGACACACUGCGCUACCAGGCCAACAACUGCCCCAUAUGCAGACUGCCCUUCCGGGCCCUGCUCCAGAUCCGUGCUGUUAGGAAGAAGCCCGGGGCGCUGUCUCCUGUGUCCUUCAGCCCAGUCUUGGCGCAGACCAUGGAGCACGAUGAGCAUUCGAAUUCGGACAACGUCCCACCUGGUUUUGAGCCUAUCUCCCUCCUGGAGGCGCUCAACGGCCUGCGCUCCAUUUCCCCCAGCAUCCCCUUGGUCCCCCUCUAUGAUGACAUCCAUUUCUCUGGCGGUCUCGGGGAUCCCUUACCGCUGUCGGGCCGGCAGCUUGGAUCGGUGGAGCGCUCCGGAGACGCGGGACGGGGUCAGAAGGGCAAGGUCAGCAAGUCACCUGACAGUAGCACCCUGAGGUCCCCGUCGUCGCCCAUCCAGGAGGAGGAUGAGGAGAAGCUGUCCGAGGUAUCUGACAGCCAGCCUCACGCCCUGCUGUCCAGCAGUCCCGCUUCCACCGAGGCCAUUGCUGCCGAGGAAGGCCCGGGGUCCGUCACUCCUGAUGAAGAAGAUCGACUUCACUCUAUGGGUGAGAUCUUUCAUGACAGCAGCAGUGAGCACAGCCGUCUAACAAAGACUGAGAGUGACCCACCUGUGGAGCUGUCGCUACCAGCCCCAGCUCCUGACUCCUGCCGUGUUGCUAUUGAGAAAUAACACGGGCUCGUCAGAGUCUACGGAAAGUCUGAAGAGCCAGAGCACCAACAGCUCUAGCCAGCCUCUGCUGUGCCCCCCCAGCAGUCUGCACAUUGAGGAUGAGCAGCUCAUCCCCUAGCAGUGGGCGUGUCCUCUAGACCCCUCUCACCCUGCCCCAAGACCUGCCUGGUCUAGCUGUCGUCUACCUUCUCUGUCCUUAUUGUUGUCCUUUUGUCCGAUGGAGCACGUCUGGUUGCAUUCAGCCUUGGGAUGACUAGUGCCAAUCAGCACUUGUACAAAUGUCGUUGUCACCUACCAUGUCUUCAGUGUCCUAGUCUUUAUGUGGAAAACUGUCCAAACUCCAGGAAUCACCUCUCUCACCUAUGAAGAGCAGCUACGCUACCUUUUAGUGCAAAACCAAUGCAUUGGAAACAGGCACUUUUCCCCAAAGUCAGCCCCAGCCAGAGAGGCCCCGUUGCCAGCACUCGACCAAUCUGUGCCAGUGGCAGACUGGAUCGUUCUACCAGACAGCAGAGAUCACAACUGAAAAUGGCACAGGACUAUCUAUACCUGGCAGCACAAACACACAUCUGAUUUGCCAUUUUGAUAAAUCUGAUUUCGCUCCUCAUCAAACUGAUUUUAAUGGCUGACAAUUAUCGCGCUGAUGUUCCCUCCCAAGGUUACGUGGUUGACCCAUGACCUUAUUUGAGGGAAAUUAAAUAUUUGUUGUCACACCUAAAUUGCACUAAUGUCCAGGGUGGAAAAUGAAAAACAUAACCCCCAACACUCGGACAGGGAAAGGUGGAAGAUUCACAUGUAGUGAAUUAAAUGAUUAUUGCAUUUAGUAUCUUCCCCCCCCAGCUGUCACCCUAAAUCAUCAUUAUUCACAGUGACUAAAUCAGAAACUGUGUAUUCAAGUGGUUUUCACUGCUGGUGAAGUACCACCUGCAUGCUGGCUGUCAGAACAGAAACUACAAUCGUAACGAUUUGCGCUAAGAUCUGUGUCUGUGCUCAUUAUGCUCAUGUUUCCCCACGUUUCCCUGCUCUGUCUGGCUAACAUUGCAUCCUUGCAUGUGACUUGGCCAGUGAAAAGUCAGACUUACCAAAGGAGCUGUUUUCUCUGUGUUCAAAGCUCAAAAUCUAAAAAAUCAUUUCAAGUACUUAGAUCUAAGCAUUGUUUCGCUAAAUAAUAGUAUUUUUGAAUCAAGCUUUUAUUCUUUGUUUUAUAUUGCUGAUUUUAGCCGAAGAUUUAUAUAUGCAUACACUUGUAUAUUUUACUUGCUAACUAGAGUAGCAGAUUUUAGCAAGUCUGCUAUCCAGUAUGCAUGUUUUAGCUUGAGGGAUAGCUAUAAUUUAAAUACCCUGUUACCUUUUUCAUACCUAGUGCAUUUGUAAAUUAAAAAUAAAGGCUUCUUGCAUACAUAUAUUUUUUGAUUCACUUGUGUAAACAGCAUAUUGUCAUAUAAGAACAAUUUAACAGUGUUUUCAUCUAUACAGGAAUUUCAGUAUAAUCUUCAGUAGUAACUUUGUAAAGAAUAAAAGUAUAUAACUUUUUCCUCAUAAAAA
This is a messenger RNA of Paramormyrops kingsleyae, 3560 nucleotides long. It is a transcript of the gene mgrn1a, whose product is annotated as mahogunin, ring finger 1a. Gene Ontology annotation, cellular component: plasma membrane; nucleus; cytoplasm. Gene Ontology annotation, biological process: endosome to lysosome transport; protein ubiquitination; negative regulation of G protein-coupled receptor signaling pathway. Lineage: Eukaryota; Metazoa; Chordata; Actinopteri; Osteoglossiformes; Mormyridae. The record is from RefSeq and is a predicted model, not a curated record. Gene Ontology annotation, molecular function: ubiquitin protein ligase activity.